Styela clava is the source of this 1573-nucleotide messenger RNA. RefSeq names its product transcription initiation protein SPT3 homolog. Gene Ontology annotation, molecular function: transcription coactivator activity; protein heterodimerization activity. The record is from RefSeq and is a predicted model, not a curated record. Gene Ontology annotation, biological process: transcription by RNA polymerase II. NCBI's taxonomy places the organism in Eukaryota, Metazoa, Chordata, Ascidiacea, Stolidobranchia, Styelidae.
GCGCUGAAAUUGAAAACUCUUUUGAGCACGUUGUUGGCUUAGCUGUUUUGCUACUUAUUGCUGUAGGUCCGAAUUGAAUUUCGUGAUAUGAAGAAACCAUGGCAUUUUGAAUGAACAAGAGUCGAACAAAAUUGUGAACCAUUGUCAUUUAAAGGUAUAACUUUGAUGCGCACUGAUCAACAAUUUGAUCGUUGGCGCUUCAAUUUUAUUUUGAAGCUUGUCAAUCAUGUCAAAGCAUAAGAAAAAGCCAAAGAUGGAGAAAUCACGUGGAUGGGACGAGUUUGAAGAAAAGUAUAAUCCUGGAAAUGCCUCAGCAAAUAUAUCCUUGGUGCAAAAUGAAAGUGAGAUUGAAUCUUCAUCGCAGAUGAUUGGUCAACCAACAGGAAAAGCCAUCUCAUUCAUGCGUGAAGUUGCAGCAAUGUUAUAUGCAUUCGGAGAUGUACGACAUCCUCUCAAAGAAACAGCUACAUUGGUUGAAAAAAUCACGUACGAUCAACUCUGCAAACUGCUGGUUGCUGCAGCAGAAGUAGCAGAGAAGCGUUCGUCUCGUGAAAUCGGAAUCGAGGAAUUUCUUUAUUUGCUUCGUAGAGAUGAAAGCAGAUUAUCAAGGUUCGCCAAACGAUUAAAAUUUCUCGACUCGAGGAAUAAAAUUAUUAUGCCAGCAACCGAAGCCGGUAAUGACGUGAAAGUAGAAAAUAUAGAAAUAGGAGAAGACGAUGAUGACGUCACAAAUAUAGUUGGUGAUUCUGGAAAUUUCAUGGGAAAGCGGUGGCAGAUUUGUGUGGAAUUCUUGUCGUACUUGGAUGAUAGCGGGGAAAUGGUGAAAGUCAUUUCAAGUAAUGUGAACGAUGAAAUCAAAACCAGAAGACUGGAGAGGGCAGAGCUCCAAACCAGGGACAUGAAUUCACACGAGUACAUGGAAUAUGUUAAGUGCAGACAAGUAACGUUUGCACCAAAUACAGGUAAAAAGAAAUUCAGAGAUUGGUUUGAUUUUGGCGAACUAAACAUCGAUAUACAACCUUCACCAUUUGGCUGGGACUCCAUCGAAUAUCUAGCACAGGAAACGGUAGCAGAGCUUGUUGACCUGGCGCUGAUAGUAAGAUCAGAAAACAUUCCACCGCUUAUACCUUGUGAGGCGGAGCCUGAUUUGAGACAUUUACCUUUGUAUGCUUCUUCGUCGUUGGUUCAGAGAGCGGAAGUCCUGAAUACUUCAGAAAGCGUGUCUGCCGAUUUGGAAUCAUCUAGCGAAGCAAAAACGCAGGCGAAAAAGAGCAAAACUGACAACCAGGCGUCUGUUAGCUUCAACCGCAAGUUGGCGCUAAAGCCUGAACACAUUCAUGAAGCCAUGCGCAGAUUCAACAGUCUGAACACAACAGCAAAGUUUUUAUCGAAAGUGAUGACAAUAUCGAACUUGCCACCGAAAACGAGACUGCUAUGCUUGUCAUGAUCUUUUUUUAUUCGAAAUAUGGUACUCCCGCAGUAUGUGAGCCAAUAUGGCGGACACCGGAACGAUGUAUGUGUACCAGGUUAGGGUUUGGCCAUAAUUUCAGAUACAAAUAAAAUACUACGGCAG